Austrofundulus limnaeus is the source of this 832-nucleotide messenger RNA. RefSeq names its product clumping factor B-like. Lineage: Eukaryota; Metazoa; Chordata; Actinopteri; Cyprinodontiformes; Rivulidae. The transcript is spliced from 2 exons. The coding region runs from base 317 to 778 and encodes 153 amino acids. The record is from RefSeq and is a predicted model, not a curated record.
CAGGUAAACGUGCACAUCUUGGGGACAGGUAAACGUGCACGUUGUUGGCAGGAAUGUUGCAGUUUUUUACACAAACAUAUCAGAAUUGUUUCAGUGAUUCCAAAGAUCCCAAAUUAAAAGGACCGAGUUCAGAGGAUGAUGAUGAUGAUGAUGAUGAUGAUGGUGAUGAUGGUGAUGGUGAUGAUGAAGGUGAACUCUGAGGUAGAUGUCAGUCAAACAGACUCUCAGAUCUUCUGAUCAGAAACAAACUUUCUGAUCCUGAACAAAGAAUCCAAAAACAGAAAAAUGUUCAAACAGAGUUGAGCUGAAGGAUUUCAUGUCCUCAACCCGGACCGGACCGGACCGGACCGGACUGGACCGGUUCUCAUGUCUCUACAGCAGCAGGAGCAACAUCCAGGUGGACCCAGGAGUUCUGGGAGGUCCCUCAGGGUCUCGGCUCAGAAGAUCUGAACCUCCAACUGGACCAGAACCAGAUGUAGAACCAGACUCCGAGGGGCCAGAUGUAGAACCGGACUCUGAGGGACCAGAUGUAGAACCAGACUCUGAGGGACCAGAUGUAGAACCAGACUCUGAGGGACCAGAUGUAGAACCGGACUCUGAGGGACCAGAUGUAGAACCAGACUCUGAGGGACCAGAUGUAGAACCAGACUCUGAGGGACCAGAUGUAGAACCGGACUCUGAGGGACCAGAUGUAGAACCGGACUCUGAGGGACCAGAUGAGCUGAAGAACCUCCAGCAGCCAGAUCAAGAGUCCAAGUCCUGCAGGUCCACUUUGUGACCUGGGUUCCUGGAGUCCAAAAGGUCCAGAAGAAUCCAUCAGGGCCAAGUCCUG